Molecule: messenger RNA, 1157 nt
Organism: Volvox carteri f. nagariensis
Lineage: Eukaryota; Viridiplantae; Chlorophyta; Chlorophyceae; Chlamydomonadales; Volvocaceae
Exons: 1
Coding region: 22-774 (250 amino acids)
Source: RefSeq, a predicted model, not a curated record
GACAUCUACACGGUCAGCAACAUGCUGGCCACCUUACUGGGCGGGUUAGAGUUGGCCGACUGCGCGUUAAGCCUGCUGAAACCGAAUCACCCCCAACUGGGGGCAGCGCAACGAGCUUGGCUACUGGCCGCGGAAAACGAGGUCACCAGAGACGCCAUUUGCGAAGCAGAUAUGACGGAGGCAAUGUGGGCGAAAGGCUACGGCCCACAACUGGGCUGCCUUUGGCGCCUGCUGGAACGGGUGGACGAUACGGUCAGACUUCUGCGAUCAACUCUCGCCAACGCAAAAUUCCAAAGCGGUUGGCAAGAGAGCCAAGCUGGGGGCUCACGCACCCAGGACAACCCCCGGGGUGGGGCGAUGAGCGGAGGCCAGGCGGCAGGUAUGAGAAGCAGCGUCGGCAACGGGCCAGCAGGGGAAGAGGGCCGGCAGGGCGGGGGCCGCCGAAACGACGCCCUAGCGGGACGCGGCAGGCAAGGGCCCGCGCCGUGGCAGGCGGCCUUCGACGCAGUGAGAGACGAGCUCGGGAGGCGCAACCUCCCGGCAGAGCUGUGCCCAGAUAGCGACACUUUAUUCCGGACGGCCAAGUCCCUUCGCCCGGCGAUUUGCUGCAACGUGGCACUCCUGGGAAAGCAAUGCCCUAUAGGCGGCCCCCCAGGCUGCAAAUUCGUGCACGACGACCUCCAGCGGACUGUAGGGCGCUUGGUGACUGAGUUGGCGACGAAGAGACAGGCAGGGCCCAACUCGAGCGGGAAUAAGCGGAACUUGGUGAAUUAGUUCGGGAAGCUAAGGCAGACUUAGCGUUAGCACACCUUGUGCUGUGGUUCGAAUGCGCGAUUUGUGGGCGUUAGAGCUUGAGAGUCAGGCCGCGGUACCUCGUGGCUACCGUUAAGACCUAGUAAGGCGCGGACGUUUAUGUGGUGUUAUCCUUGACCUGACUGCAGACGGCGAUUGGGAGUAGCGACUGCCCGGAGCGAGCGCGAAAAGGAACGCUAGGCAUUGACCCCAGUCGGAUCGGAUCGGACGAGGGAUCGCGCGGAACAGAAGGUGAACCCGAGACAAAAACCCUAACUCUCGAGCUAGACGGCGAGGACGCUGGCACUUGGUGCGACCCGGAAGAAGACGCGCUGCUGUUGUUCUUUAAGAAAGUGCCGGUCGCC